GGCGCCAUUUAAAGCAUUGACUCUCCCAAAAAAAAAAAGCAAGUACAGUUCGAAAAACUUGACCCUUGGCUUCAUCUUCUCCAUACCGCACUCUCUGUCCUUCAGCACACUUCAAACCUUAAAAUUGAUCAAAAAGCUUCAAUCUUUUGAAGAUUUUAGGCAUAGUUGGUGAAGAAUUUUACUUUGGCGCUUCAGAUUGAACCAGAAUCGCAAGGUCGCGUCGGUGGCUGGAAGUAUUUGUUGAUUGUGACUAAAAUUCCAACCAACUCAGGAAGCGGGGUAAACGGAGCUUUUACAAGGAUGAGUAAAGAUUGUCCAUUGAUGCGGCUUCUCCCCUCCAUUGUUGCGGCAUUUGAGGGGCUAAAGAGUUUGAAGCCUAUCCUGAAACUUCUGUAUUAUUUGAUAUGUUCAUCUUCAAGUUAUGAAGUUUGUCAAGACACUUGUAACAACAGUGCUGCUGAAAAUGGUCUCAAUCUCAAACCUGAAGAUGUGAUUACUCUCUCCAGUAUCUUGUUUAAAGAACUUCAUAAAAGGCUACUAUCUAGCUCAGAUUAUGCAUCCAUGGAUCAAGAUGUUGGAUUGGAUGUAACGAAGUGUAAUGGGAAUGAUUCAAGGGAAGAAUUGCUUUUGCUUCUAAGAUGCUGUGUUCUCUUGGUGAGGUUGCAUCCAUAUGAUCAAAUGCUUACAGAGCAAUUUAAGGCUGCUGUUGCUUUACUGCACAGAUUGUCUGAUCAAGGGAUAUUGACUGCAAAAACAAGAGGAUCUAUCGGGUUUAGUAAACUGAAUACUUCUCAGAGUGCUUAUGGUAACUGCACAAAAUCUUACUCUCCUGAUCUCAAAUCCAAAUCAUCUAAUUUGUACAUGCGUUUUUUACUACAAAUGUUGGAGGUUUAUUUGGAUGAGAUUUUUGCAGACAGACCAUUCCGAGAGUGUAUUGCAAUCUCAGACUCUAUAUCUUCCACCUGCCAAAAUUUGGCUGUGUGGUCUUCUACAAAUAUUGAGAGUGUUCUUGAAAUUAGUGCUGCUCAUUUUCUUUUGUCAUUUUCUGUAGAAGACGUCCUUCAAACUUUUAUUGAAAGUCUAAUUUGGACAGAAAAACCUUCUCUUUUUUCUCCUGAAGUGAGCUUGGCUGUGGCAUCCUCAUUAAUUAAUCACCCUGUCAUGAUGUCUGCUCCAUUACCUCUCCUUUCACAUCUAAUAUCUUUAGUGUCCGAAGUUAUUGGCAUAUGGGUCAGUCCAGAGAAGGUGGUGCCCGAGUUUAGAUGUGUGAAUAUAUAUCUAUCUACGUUUAAUGAUUCAGUCAAUUUGUACUGUGAACACAUGUCUAAGUUGAUGACUGGAAUUAGCCCAGGGAGGAUCGUCCAACGACAUUUUGAGUCUCAUUUCCACUCAGUGAUCUAUGAUAAAAUUAACUUCAUGCUCGUUGAUUUGGAUAAUGCAUGGAGAGAGCGAAGCACCAUGAUGUUUAACAUGACAAUAUCUAGCGUGGCAAUUGAUGCUAUAUCUUACAUAGAGACAAAUAUCUAUAUUGUUGAUAAAACUUACAGAGAUAAUUUGCUCUCCUUUCUUUGCUCAUUGAUAGCAAGACUUAUUUCAGUUGAAGUCAAUGAAGUUUUAUUGCAAAAGUUCAAGGAAAUGGCUAUGCAAGAUUUUUGCCUGCUUGCUUCAAUAUUAAAAUUGAUGAGUUGCUCUUUGUUGCAAGCUACUCACUGCUGUAAUGAGAAUUUGAGUUGUUUAAUAUCAUUAUUAAAGAGAAAAGAUGUAAUUCCAUGUCACAGCUCUCAAGCUGAUCUGAUGAGUUCCUUUGCACAGUACAAUCUCCAUUUACCAGUUCGAGUACAACAGUUCAUAAUUAAUGCUUUGAAACCAUAUGUAUCAGAAGACGAAGAAUAUGAGUUGUUUAUGCAUUUUUCUAGCCUUUUAUCAUUAAGCAUAGUGAGUGGAUUGCACAUAUUGGUGUGUGGAUGCUUAUUUUUUAUGCUGGUUCUCCUGAAUGCUUUAGCUCUGAGAUCAUCAUCAAUUAAAUCAGGAACAGAGUCACCUGCAUGUGUGUUUUCACAGACCACUGUCAUUAGCCCUGUUGAAAUUACUCCUAAAACUGGUUUUUCUGAUAUAUCUCGAAAGCUUUGUGUACCACAGAAAUCCAGCCUCAGAGUUGCAUCAAACUUUCGAAGAGAAAGACGGAAAUUGUACAGGGACUAUAGAGCAUCUGAAUUUUCAGGCUUGUCAGAUGAAGAAACUUGCAAUGGGGAAAAUUUCCUUAAGUGUUUGACAAAGAAUCGUAAAGAUAUUGCUGAUUUAUCUGAUUUUAUCGAGUGCAAGCCAUGGAGAGACUACAAUGCUCGUCUCUUCUCAAAAUCUAGAAUACAGUUCAGGAGAUUGCAAGAAUCUGCAAGGCGUUUGCGGCUGAAGAAGAUGCAAGUUCAUAAUUCUGUGAAACGUGGAGGCAAAAGGAAGUGUAAAGGAAAGUCGGUAAAAGUACAAAGUAUUUAAAAGUGAACGUGUAUAGGUCAAACUUCUCUUUUGGAAAUAUACCAGUUGACUCCAGAGCAUAAAGGUCAAAGUUAUGUCCCUGUGUCUACCUCAACAUCAUUAUCACCAAUUCACCAUUGAGAAUAUUAGGAUCGGCAUGCUAAUCUAGUGGCGAAGCGACGUAGAUAAACAACACUUCGUCAAACUACAUUUGUAUUCCUAACUAAAUCCUAGACAAAUCUUUUGACAAGUUCAAAAUCAAUUGACAGGGACUAUAUUAGAUGAUCUAAGAUCAAGUGAUCAAGUAUCUAGGUUGAAGCUGCUUCUGACUAGUGAGGAUAAUCAAUGAUUUGUCAUACAACUUACUCUUGACUGAACAUAUUAGGAAGAUCUUUCCUUCAUGUUGAGAGGUAGCUAAGCUUAGAGCUAAGUUUUCAGGCUUAGAUAUGACACAAGUUUAGAGAUUUUGGACCCCUACAUUCACAAAAUGUGAUAAAA
Messenger RNA from Chenopodium quinoa (quinoa), 2970 nucleotides. RefSeq lists its product as uncharacterized. The transcript is spliced from 6 exons. The record is from RefSeq and is a predicted model, not a curated record. The coding region runs from base 301 to 2493 and encodes 730 amino acids. NCBI's taxonomy places the organism in Eukaryota, Viridiplantae, Streptophyta, Magnoliopsida, Caryophyllales, Amaranthaceae.